This is a messenger RNA of Chinchilla lanigera (long-tailed chinchilla), 2655 nucleotides long. RefSeq names its product VENT homeobox (gene Ventx). The record is from RefSeq and is a predicted model, not a curated record. Gene Ontology annotation, molecular function: DNA-binding transcription factor activity, RNA polymerase II-specific; RNA polymerase II transcription regulatory region sequence-specific DNA binding. Gene Ontology annotation, biological process: regulation of transcription by RNA polymerase II; embryonic morphogenesis. NCBI's taxonomy places the organism in Eukaryota, Metazoa, Chordata, Mammalia, Rodentia, Chinchillidae. The transcript is spliced from 2 exons. Gene Ontology annotation, cellular component: nucleus. The coding region runs from base 16 to 624 and encodes 202 amino acids.
CCCGCCGCCCCACGCAUGGCACCGGCGUCGUUGGUCAUGAACCCCGCUGGGCUCAGGGCUCGCGGCGGGGACGGCACCGGGUCCGCCCCUCUGCCCUUCAGCGUCGAGUCGCUGCUGGAGGCAGAGCGCGGGCCGGACUCGGAGCCUGCAGAGCCAGGGGAGCAAAGGCAGAGGGGUGACACAGAGCCCGGACCCUGGUUCCCGCCCGCUGCCAGCGCGUGUCCCCCACGUGCCCUCAGCCCUUCACCCUGCACCCUCCGAAAACACAAGAACACCCGCAAGCCGCGGACGCCCUUCACCACCGCACAGCUGUUGGCGCUGGAGCGCAAGUUUCACCAGAAGCAGUAUCUGUCGGUCGCCGAGCGUGCAGAGUUCUCCCGCAGCUUGAGCCUCACCGAGACGCAGGUCAAGAUCUGGUUUCAGAACCGCCGGGCCAAAGCCAAGCGGCUGCAGGAGGCCGAGCUGGAGAAGUUGAAGCUGGCAGCCAAGCCGCUGCUGCCCUCUUUCUCCCUGCCCUUCCCUCUAGGCGCACCGCUGCACGGAGGUGCGGCUGGCGCUCUGCCGCCAGUGCCCGGGCUCCUCGCGGGACCGGCCGCCGCCUGUGGCUUGUACUAUCUGUCUUAGGCUGAAGGGCUGGGGUCGGUCUGGCAGCGGUGCGGGUGCGUGGGCGGCCUUGUCCCGUGAGUCCCAGGCGGCCAGUGCCAGCACAGGCCUGCCAUUCGGCCCGGUCCGCAGACCAUUCCCACACUUCCCAGCGGCGCUACUUCUGGUAAUUACCAGCGUUUCGAUAUCACUUUCUAGGUUUGGUUUUUGUUUUUACUUUUAUCUUUAUUUUUUAAAUUUGCUAAUGCAAUGCUACUUUGAUUCUUGAAAACUAUUUGUGGUUAUUUUAGAUUUUAAAUUUUUCUUAAAAUCAUGUUCCUACCAAACUCUUCUGAAAAGCAAUGAAAAGAGCUUCAUACAGUGGUCUCGAAAUGAACCAAAACAGUUCCUCUUACUUUUUACAAAGCAACCAACAAAGUACUGUGAGGUUUGUGCUGGGGAUCUGCCGCUGGUCUGAUGCCCCUCCAGGUGACCAUGUACACGCAGAAGAAUCUACGAGACUGUUUUGAACCGCGGCAAGAAAGGAAUUCCAGAGCAAGCAAUUAAAAUAAUUUGAUGCCAAGACUGCUAGAAAAAAGUUAUUUUGAUUGUGACUAGAUUUAUUAUGUCUAAGCAAAAUGGAAACUUUCACGCUUAAUUUAGGAACUUCCUUCGUUUUUAAAAAAUAUAGACUAUUCAGUGAGUCCAAGGCAAAAGACUGUGUCAUGGGGGUGGAUAGAGAGGAUCAGAGGCCGAGGGUUCCACUCUGGAGUUUAAGGACAGACUACCGGUGAGAUACUCCUUAGGGCCUGUCGUGGGGCAGGGGCAGCGGUCGAUCAGUCCCGACCUCGCGCCCUCUGCUGUCUGGUGCCCCUGGCGACAGUAAGAAGAACUGCCCGGGUACCCAGCAGGGAGCACCCAGGAGGAGGCCAGGGUCUUGGGAAUGUCCUAAGGCUUCCCUCUAACUUGCCCCAGAGGCCAGGGACACACUGGUGAUCCUUGUGCUGCUGCUUGGCACUGCAUUGAGCUCAUUUAUGAAUGGGACGCCUCUGGCUCUACCUGAGGAAGAAAACUGCUAUGCUAUGUAUGAUCUUACCUAUGCUGAGGGGCUGCCUCUGUGGGGCAUUCACCCUCCACGCAGGAUUGAGAACCCUUGAGGUGCCUGUCCCUGAGAUACAAAAGCAAAAAAAAGCGUUGUUUUCCAUGUUAUCUUCAGCUGGAGUAUGGAGGCUUAAGGAUAAAGUGUGGUGUGAGUUUACACAAGCUCCCCUGUGGGUAACAGUGGGGAGAGCAGGCAAGUCCUUCCUGCCCUCCCAGCUCUUCCCUUCCAGCUGGAGAGAAGGAACUGGACCAGGAAGGGUGCUGGCUGUGUGGACAAGAGGACCAGGAGGAAUUCCACAUUCUCCCAGCAGGACUUGAGUUGAUGGCACUGGCCUGGGGUCCCCCUGGCAUGCAGGAGGGAAGGACCCCGCUAUAAGUACUCAAUAGGCUGCUGUGUGACCAUGUCACAAGCAAACAACAGCAGACACACAGACUUCACUGCGUUCUGCUCUGGUUAAAAACACCUGACACUGCAGAUAACACUAUACCAAAUUGCCUGAUGAUGUCUAUCAGACAUUCUCCCUGCUUCGCCAAGAAAACAGAAACUCUUGGGUUUUUUAAAUGAAAUGAUGGAAGGCAAAGCACCCACCCCUUUCGGCUUGCCAGCGUGUGCUGGAGCCUGAGCUGUCACACUUGAUCUUAGCAAGAAGGCCAAAAAGCGAUGGAACCUGAGUUGUUAAACCCUAUCUCAGCCACAAUUUUCAGGUGGACAGACCCACUCUUGGUCUGUAAAUACUACAACAAAAAGGCGCUUGGGGAAUCGGGAGGCUGGAGCCUCAGCAGCCAACAAUUCCCAUGACCCCAGGCACACCCCUGCUUUUUAUGAUCUGUGCAUACUUGGAUUCUGUUUUCAAAUCUGAGGUUCCCAAGAGACACUGGGUAAGUCAGGACCUAGUUUUAUGGUUCAGUCAUGGUGUUUGUUUUGGGGGAUCUUUAUUUGUUUUGUGUAUGUGUGUGUGUGUACUGUAAAUU